This is a messenger RNA of Dendronephthya gigantea, 2256 nucleotides long. RefSeq lists its product as uncharacterized. The transcript has a single exon. The coding region runs from base 1 to 2130 and encodes 709 amino acids. NCBI's taxonomy places the organism in Eukaryota, Metazoa, Cnidaria, Anthozoa, Malacalcyonacea, Nephtheidae. The record is from RefSeq and is a predicted model, not a curated record. Gene Ontology annotation, molecular function: protein binding; ADP binding.
AUGGCAGAUCAAGAAGCUCGUAAGUCUUCAUGGGAAUCUCCAGAAUAUACCACAAGAAUUGAAAGUGUUACGGAGCCUUUUUUUAAGAAUAAAGCGCUGCUGAAAGAAUAUCGAUCUCAAUAUAUGUUUUGCUACCAUUUACUUGCCCGAUAUUACAUUAAAACACAAGAUAGCCGACUUUCCGGUCUAACGGAAGAUGAUCUCCCUCCGUUGCCUGAAAACACAGAACUGAGCUCUAUGGAGAAAUCGUCCGGGGCUCAAAUUCUCAUGAAGCGUGGAAAUUUAAGCAAAAUGCGAGCAGAUAAAACACCGAAAGAAGAUCAUGAAACGAAGAAUAAAUACAGGAGCGUUGCAGAAUCUUGUUACAAUCAAGCUUUAUCUCUUGCCAAGGAGGUUUUGGGAGAUCACCAAUUAACCUGCACUCUCCAUAAGCUUAUAGGAGACCUAUGUUUUAAGAACGACAGAGCAGUGACACAUUAUACUGAUGCCAUAAAUCUGCACAGGAAACUGAAAUUUGAUUCUAACGAGAAAUUUGUGAUAUUGCUCAAGAAUCUCGGAGCGUCCCUGGCGUAUAAUGGUCGCUACGAAAAAUCAGUGGAAACGCUAAAGGAAGCUCUUAUUAUAGCUGAGAAACUCGUUGAGAGAAACACUCCAUGCAGAGCCCAGGUGUGUUGCGAGUUAGCUAGAACUUACAGAGACUUUAAACUUGAUUGCCAAGAAGCUGCAAUACAUGCCAAAGAGGCGAUGAAGAUGCAGAAGUUUCUCCACUUUCAGGACAGAAAAAGGUUGGAAAAUAUCAUAAAAUCGGCAGAGGAAUAUACUGUGGUGCUAAAGAUUAUCGAGCCGUUUAAAGAUAAAGUCGAUGUUCAUGUAAGGACUCGAAUAGAAAGCUGUAUACCCAAAAAACCACAAACAUUUCUUGGCCGAGACGCUGAAGUCGACCAAAUAAAAACUUCCUUGAUGAAGAAUAACUGCGGAAUUGUCUCCAUUGUCGCUGAACCAGGUUUUGGCAAGAGCACGGUUGCCAUUGAAGUCUCUCAUCACAUAAGCCAAAGUACUGUCGUCAUUUAUUCGUUCCUGUCAAAUACUUCAACUGUUUCUGAGGUGAUCGUACGUCUCUGUCAUGACGUUGGCAUUGUUCCUGGAGAAGACCCUGAAUCAUCGUUAUUGUCUUGGUUGAAAAGCAUUGAAAAGAAAGUUGUUCUUGUUAUGGAUAACGUCGAGCAGCUGCUUGGAAGCGAUGUGAAACCUCAGUUCAUUGAGUUACUGCUUACGCUGCGCAAAAAAUCACCCGAAUAUUUGCAGAUCCUAACAACAUCCAGAACAGAAUUCCAAAUCCCUGGGCAAACCGUAGUAAACCACCAACUACAAGUGUUGGAUGUCAAAUCUAGUAUUGAACUUUUGAGAAAGUGUUGCGCUGAUGAAAAAAUUGAAGAUAUACGUUUGUCUGAAUUGGCUAACCUGUGUGGCUUUGUUCCUCUCGCCCUGUGUGUGGCAGGAACACUGAUUCCUAACCUCGAUGAUCCUUCAGAGUUGGUACAGUGGUUAAGAGAGAAUCCUAUGGAAGCAUCGAGCGACUCCAAACAGUGUGUUCUUCAAAAAGUCAUCGAGUUCUCGUUUCAGAAGUUAAGUGAUGACGAUAAGAAAGCGUUGGUUUGUCUUUCGGUGUUUGAUGGGAAUUUUGAGACAAUUCAUGCAAAAAAGGUAAUUGAAAGAAGUACUAAGUUAGAAACCCUCGAAUUUUUGAAAAAUCUAGUUUGUCGAGGUUUAAUACAAGGUACUGAUGAUACGAACUUUGUGAUUCAUCCCUUCGUCAGACGGUUCUUGGCUGAUCAUGACCACUUUCAAUUUGAAAAGGCAAUAGCUCAGGGAUUGAUGGUGAAACAUUUUCUAACGAUGUGCCAUUCGUUAACCAUGGAUUAUUAUUCACACAACGGAUUUACUAAAGCCAGAGAAUCGCUGAAAAGGAACAUUCACAAUGUUGAGAAAACGUUAAAAAUCUGUACCCAAGAUCAGACCACCAUGUUGAAACCAAACAUCCUCGAACUGUUGGCAAGUAGUGAGAUUUACAAGUCUUCAUCCAGCUUUUUUACUACUUCAGCUUGGACUUUGUCUCACCAACGGUUUUAAGAAAUUUCUUUGAGUCUUGUAUUAAACUAGCUGAAAGCCGGGAACAACCAGCGAUUGAGAUCACAUUCCAUUGUCUGCUAGCAGAACAAGAGGGUCGUAAAUCAGCGCGGAAAUCUGCUGAAUACA